AUGUGGAAGCUGAAGAUAGCCGAGGGAGGACCCCGGUUGUCCACCGUAAAUAAUCACAUUGGUCGACAACAUUGGGAGUUUGAUCCUGAUGCCGGAACACCAGAAGAGCGAGCACAAGUCGAAAGACUUCGUGACGAGUUUAAGAAAAACCGGUUUCGAGUCAAACAAAGUGCUGAUCUUUUGAUGAGAAUGCAGCUUACCAAGGAAAAUCCAUGUGGAGGACGAAUUCCAGCUCCAAGGGCUGUGAAGGUGAAGGAAACAGAAGAGAUAACAGAGGAAGCAGUGACAAGUACACUGAGAAGGGCUCUCAACUUCUUUUCUUCCAUUCAAGCCCAUGAUGGUCAUUGGCCUGCUGAAUCUGCUGAUCCCUUGUUUUUCAUUCAACCUUUGUUAAUAGCAUUGCAUAUUACUGGAGCCCUCAAUGCGGUUCUAGGACCAGAACACCAGAAGGAAAUAAUUCGCUACAUAUACAAUCAUCAGAAUGAAGAUGGAGGAUGGGGACUACACAUAGAAGGGCAGAGCACAAUGUUUGGGUCAGCACUAAGCUACAUUGCCCUGAGGCUGCUUGGAGAGGAUCCUGAUGAUGAUGAUGGUGAAGAAGACAAGGCUGUGGCACUGGCAAGAGCCAGAAGAUGGAUUCUUGACCAUGGUGGUGCACUGGGGAUCCCAUCUUGGGGAAAGUUUUGGCUUAGCGUGCUAGGAGUAUAUGAGUGGUCAGGGUGCAAUCCUCUGCCUCCUGAGUUCUGGCUUAUACCAAAUAUCUCUCCCAUUCAUCCAGGCAAAAUGUUGUGCUAUUGUCGCCUGGUCUACAUGCCUAUGUCAUACUUAUAUGGGAAGAGAUUUGUUGGUCCAAUCACUGGAAUGGUUCGGUCGCUCAGACAAGAGCUCUACACUGAGCCUUACCAUGAAAUAAACUGGCCUAAAGCUAAAAACACAGUUGCAAAGGAAGAUCUCUACUAUCCACACCCUCUAGUGCAAGAUAUGCUAUGGGGAUUUCUUCACCAUGUCGCCGAACCUAUUCUGGCUCGUUGGCCCUUUUCUCUUCUGAGAGAGAAGGCUCUAAAAGUUGCAAUUGACCAUGUACAUUAUGAGGAUCAGAAUAGCAGAUACCUUUGCAUUGGAUGUGUAGAAAAGGUGUUAUGUUUGCUUGCUUGUUGGGUAGAGGAUCCAAAUUCAGAAGCAUAUAAGCUUCAUCUGGCCAGAAUUCCAGAUUACUUUUGGGUUGCUGAAGAUGGCUUGAAAUUUCAGGGACAAACUGAGAUGCAAAAAGCUGGUCAAAGGAAUAAAAGUUUUGGCUCUCAAACGUGGGAUGCAGUGUUUGCAAUCCAAGCAAUACUCUCCUGUAACCUAAACGACGAGUAUGGGCCAACACUUCGGAAAGCACAUGACUUCUUGAAGGCUUCACAGGUUCGAGCAAACCCUUCUGGUAACUUCGUUGCAAUGUAUCGUCACAUUUCUAAAGGCGCAUGGACAUUCUCAACGCAGGACCAUGGUUGGCAAGUCUCUGAUUGCACCGGAGAAGGACUAAAGGUUGUAUUGCAACUCUGCUACUUAAAUGCUGCACUCUUGUUGUCACAAAUGUCAACGGAACUAGUUGGACAAAAAAUGCAAACAGAAUGUUUCUAUGAUGCUGUGAAUGUCAUUCUUUCUUUGCAAAGCAUCAGUGGGGGUUUCCCUGCUUGGGAGCCUCAAAGAGCAUUUCGUUGGUUGGAGAAGUUCAAUCCCACAGAGUUCUUUGAGGAUACUCUUAUUGAACGAGAGUACGUAGAGUGCACAUCAUCAGCAGUUCAAGGUCUAGAACUCUUUAGGAAAUUAUAUCCUGAGCACCGAAGGAAGGAAAUAGAAAGUUGCAUAUCAAGAGGAAUUCGUUACAUUGAAGACACACAAAAUCCUGAUGGAUCAUGGUAUGGAUGUUGGGGUAUUUGCUACACAUAUGGAACAUGGUUUGCUGUAGAGGGGCUAGCAGCCUGUGGAAAGAACUACCAGAACAGCCUCGCAUUGCGGAAAGCUUGUGAAUUUUACUAUCAAAGCAGCUACCUAAUGGUGGAUGGGGAGAGAGUUACCUUUCAAGUCAAAAUAAGGUACGCAAGGGGAAAGAAAUUGAUGUAA
Prunus armeniaca (apricot) is the source of this 2109-nucleotide messenger RNA. NCBI's taxonomy places the organism in Eukaryota, Viridiplantae, Streptophyta, Magnoliopsida, Rosales, Rosaceae. The record is from the annotation of a GenBank genome assembly.